GGCCACUAACUUCUUGUCGUGUAUCUACUUGUGACUCAUAUAACUCCGGAAGCAAGGCCAGUUCAGAGCAUAUAGAAAUAUAUACAGAGCAGUGGGAAGCUGAUGUCUGCAUGUAGGGGCUUGUCAUUUAGCAGAGGAGUGCUACGUCUAGGGAGGCUGCAAGCACAUUUAGCAAUGACUUCCAACAACUUUUGCAAAGCUACCUCACCGGAUAACAAUACUUCAGAUGAUGGUGCCGUGACUGCCGGUAUUAUCAUUAUAGGGGAUGAGAUUCUUAAGGGUCACACACAGGACACAAACUCCUUCUUCAUGUGCAAGAAACUCCGUUCUAUAGGGGUGACGGUUAGUAGAAUUUCUGUCAUUCCUGAUGAUGUGGAUAUCAUUGCUGGAGAAAUUGUUGCUUUCUCUUCUCGCUAUACCUAUGUCCUCACCUCAGGAGGUAUUGGCCCCACACAUGAUGAUGUGACUUUUGAGGCUGUGGCUAAGGCCUUUGGAGAAAAAGUGUUUCCUCACCCAGAACUUGUGUCAAUAGUGCAGAAAUUUUUUGGUAAGUCAGAUGAUUGGUGCCCCGAGAUGAAGUUGGCACGCAUUCCAGAGUCUUCAAAGUUGAACUAUGGCACAGACAAACGAACCGGAGAUUGCUUUAAAUAUCCAUUAAUUAAUGUGUACAAUGUCUAUGUCUUCCCUGGUAUUCCUUCGCUGAUGGAAAGGACUCUGGAAGGAUUGGACCAUCUGUUCCGCAAUGAUAAGACUCAUUUUUAUUGUCGGGAGAUCUAUGUCAAUGCAGAUGAGAUGGCCAUUGCCACAGUGCUAGAGGAUGCUAAUGCCCGCUUCCGUAAGCAUGUCAGCUUGGGUUCAUACCCAGACUGGGGCAACAACUACUAUCACGUACAGUUAACGCUGGACUCUGACUCAAUGUCCAGGCUGGAGGAGGCUUACAAUUUCCUGAUUCAACGACUUCCUCCUGGGGUUGUUGUCCCUUUUGUGAAAGACCCUGUAUCACAGGCCGCAGCUGAGGUGUAUCAGCUGGCACAAUCAGGAUCUGCCCUGGGAGAGAAGGUUGCUGCAGCGUUGCGAACCGUGGAGCAGGCUCUGGACCAGUACAGCCUAGACAAGAUAAGUGUGGCAUUUAAUGGCGGUAAAGAUUGUACUGCACUCUUGCACCUUUUCCAUGCUGCUUUGCAGAGGCGAUACCCAGAUUGCAAAGACAAGCUGCAGGCCCUUUAUAUCCGUAUUGUAUCUCCUUUUCAAGAAAUGGAACAGUUCAUGCAGGACACAACCAAACGUUACAGCCUCCAUAUUAAUACUAUUCAGGGGGACAUUAAGCAGGCUCUAAUGGAUCUGAAGGCUGAGCAGCCUCAACUUGAGGCCAUAUUAAUGGGAACACGCCGAAGUGAUCCAUACUCUCGCACCCUUACCCCAAUGUGCCUAACAGACCCAGACUGGCCAAAGUACAUGAGGGUCAACCCCCUACUGGACUGGUCAUAUCGAGAUAUCUGGGAAUUUCUCAGGACAUUGUUCAUUCCAUACUGCAUUCUGUAUGACAAAGGUUACACCUCCCUGGGCAGCAUGGACAACACAGUGAAAAACCCGGCACUGCGUUACACCACUCCUGCAGGAAUCGAGAGUUACCGCCCGGCCUACAUGCUGGAAAAUGAGGAGGAUGAGCGCACAUCCAGGAAUCUGCAGGUCUCCUCGGGCUGUGGUUUGGAGUAAAUGCAACGCCCGGGGGGAACAUAUGCAAGGCUAGUACACCCAACCUCUCAAUGACUGGUACCAGUGGGUUCAUGGAGGAAAUGGGGAGGGCUUGUUUGCUGUGUUUUUAGAGUCUUGCAGACCCAUUUUGCAGAGCAUAACAAUUGCUUUAUGCUUUGUGUUUUUAAACACACCUCCACCCAUACUACAAAUGCAGUGAAACAAUACAGAGAUUCCCAAUACUGGAGAUGCUCCAGAGAUACUCAACACUACUAUACACUGAAUCAUGCACGUUGGGCAUUUGAAAGCUAUAGUAUUGAGAGCGAACACUGGCUAUUGUGUCCCCUGUACGUGCCUCUCCUAAGUCAGCAUUUGUGCCUCAAGCUGUGUCAGCAGCUUUUAGCCUUCAAACUAUAGCCUGACUGUCACCUGAUGCAUUGCACAGUACAUUAUGAAUGUGCCUGCCCCAUCAACCAGAACCUCCCUCCAUAGUAUGAAAACAUUAAAGUUAACCCUUUGUCACCAAUGCUAUGUUACCCAAACAUACACUGAUUAGAAGUACAAACUAGCCCAGAUAUGUUUACUAAAAAGUUAAAAUGGUCUUAAAAGUGACCAUUUAACCCAUCUCAGCUGUUAAAGGUAUCACCAUUACUCUGCAUGUUCCUAGUGUAAUAGAGCGAUUCCUUUGUCAUGUGAGAAUAACUUUUUACCAGGUUCAGCACUACUUGUGGCUACCUAAACCUGUUUUUAUAAUGCUUCUCAUUAGGAUGCUGUUUGCCUGCACAGCUUCAGGGGGCUGCCCAGGAUUCUGUUGUUUACAUCACAAAAGCAGAGAUUAGAGUAGCUUCUAGCUCUUUUUUCAGUAUAAUGCCCUGGACGUUCUGUUACGUUCUCCCUCCCCCUAUGAAAGAAUUGGUGCAGCUGCCUGCCAGAUGAUAAAUUGCACCCCUCUCCUGCCUGUGUCUGUAGGAUGAUUCCAAUCAAGAGGUGCCGUUCCUAUCUGCCCUCACUUUGCCACACGGAGCUUCAGCGCUCCAUGAUUCCUGUUGCACCUUUCUCCCUAGGACAGGCCUUGAGAAACAUGACUUUGCCUUUUCCGAGGUAUAAAAAUGCCAUGGGGAUGAAUGCUGGAUUUUUGCAGGGAUUGAAGGAGUGUCUGUACUUCCUUCUCUGCUGUUGGUGUGUCAAGGAGCUGCUGGACUAGUAUGGAGUGAUCUGCUGUGGUGUCUGUCACAUAUUAUUUCUGGACUUGAUGACUUGCACACACUACCAGUUAAUGCUGCUGCUGAUUUCUUCUGGUGUGAGAGUUUGUAGAAAUAUGUUUGGAAUAUUUGCAGAACUUGGCAGCAGAGCUUUACUACCUCUUACAGCAAACUGAGGAUGUUAUAAGCAAAACUUUUAUCUGCAAGGGCAAGACGGUUAUAAAGUCACCAAACAGAAAGUCCAUGGAAUAAAAGAUAACUUGAGAUCUUGUGUUGACAACUAAGUAAUACAUGGAUUCAGCAUAAAAUGAGUGACAGAUCUUGAGUGAGAAUGCAAUGCUGGAGCAGACCGCUUUCAAGAAAUGUCUUCCCUGUGACUACCCCACAGAAGUGUGAAAUGCUUAGUACUUGUUGAGGAGAUGAUGCUACCUGAAGACCAUGCUGUGGGACAUUCAAUAUACACAUCUUUGUUCUGUGACCUGAACUUUGCCCAAUCUGUAGCCAUUUGAAGAACUUCCUAGAAUGAGAGAUGAUUCUUACGCCUCAUGACGUAAACUCUGCCAAACAGAGUGGAUGUCACAGGGCAUGCAGUGAUUGUAUGGUAUCCAUAAUAAAUUAGUUUAAGCAUC
This is a messenger RNA of Bombina bombina (fire-bellied toad), 3526 nucleotides long. RefSeq names its product flavin adenine dinucleotide synthetase 1 (gene FLAD1). The coding region runs from base 103 to 1716 and encodes 537 amino acids. NCBI's taxonomy places the organism in Eukaryota, Metazoa, Chordata, Amphibia, Anura, Bombinatoridae. Gene Ontology annotation, molecular function: FMN adenylyltransferase activity. The record is from RefSeq and is a predicted model, not a curated record. The transcript has 9 exons. Gene Ontology annotation, biological process: FAD biosynthetic process.